AUGUAUGCGGAUACUAUCAGAGCCCCUGCACAUUCAGGCGCAGGCACGCGAGGCAACAGGCUCGUAUCUGAAUCUGGCAAUAUGGACAAGUCCAAGGCCACGGAUCAGAAUGCCACGGAAUCCACUGCCUCAACCACUGCACCGUCGACAGUAUGGGAUGAACUCGAUGAUUUGAAAUCACGUAUACGAAAGUUGGAAUUGACUGGCAAAUUACCACCAUCCUCGGCUGCAGCGAUGGUCUCGGCUGAACGACCAAGGACGGCCACAACUGCCGCGACCACUAUGUCUAGUUCUCCCAAGCACAGUAAGACGCCUAGCCAGCUUCAGUCAACAAUAGAAGGUGUUCCACCCAAUGUACAUCCUUUACUUCACGAGGCACUCGGCAAUGCCAAAGCCAUUGUCAGUCACGACGUUUACCAGAAACUGCUGGCGACUGCUCAGGAUGCACUACAGCUUGCCACAAUGACGAGUCUUGACAAUCAAAGUGUUCGUAGUGGCGUUCCAGCCAUGUCAGAGCGUCAAGUACGACGUCGAAUAGAGAGCAUGUGCAGAAGUUUGACAGAGCUAGCCAUUGCUCUGGCUAUUGAGCCAAAGGUGUCCCAACCAUCUUAUCGACCAGGGAGUCGAGACAACCAUAUCUCUCCUUCCAUUGGCUUGCGAAACAGGGACUAUGGUCAAAGCAAUGAGCAGAUCGACCGGCCACCAACACGCUUCGCCGGAACGUGA
This is a messenger RNA of Lithohypha guttulata, 726 nucleotides long. RefSeq lists its product as uncharacterized. Bases 1 to 726 code for a protein of 241 amino acids. NCBI's taxonomy places the organism in Eukaryota, Fungi, Ascomycota, Eurotiomycetes, Chaetothyriales, Trichomeriaceae. The transcript has 2 exons. The record is from RefSeq and is a predicted model, not a curated record.